Sphaerodactylus townsendi is the source of this 2948-nucleotide messenger RNA. RefSeq names its product zinc finger protein 436-like. The record is from RefSeq and is a predicted model, not a curated record. Gene Ontology annotation, molecular function: DNA-binding transcription factor activity, RNA polymerase II-specific; RNA polymerase II cis-regulatory region sequence-specific DNA binding. NCBI's taxonomy places the organism in Eukaryota, Metazoa, Chordata, Lepidosauria, Squamata, Sphaerodactylidae. Gene Ontology annotation, cellular component: nucleus. Bases 93 to 1991 code for a protein of 632 amino acids. The transcript has 6 exons. Gene Ontology annotation, biological process: regulation of cytokine production; regulation of immune system process; negative regulation of transcription by RNA polymerase II.
CGGUGGCUCCUUGGCAUUUGAGGGCUUCCUCCUGAGCUUCUCAGAGCAGAGGAGAAGAGGCACUUGGAGCAGAACAGAGGUUGGGUCUUUCCAUGAAGAUGGAGAUUACGUUGGAAAGAGCUCCGUUGGAGGAAGAGCAGCUGGGUCAGGCCCAGGAAUGUCCCCAAGAUGCCCUCUCACAUGGCAGUGAAGAAGCAGUGCUGAUCUGUUCUGUUCAUAGAGGUGUGCAAACAGCUGCUGCACCUCCAGGCCAGUCUCUGGUGUCUUUUGAGGAGGUGGCCCUGUAUUUCACAGAGGCAGAGUGGGCACUGCUAGAUCCAUACCAAAGAGCUCUUUAUGAAGACGUCAUGCUGGAGAACUAUGGUAGCGUGGCUUCUCUGGCAGAGGAUGAGCAGUGGAAUGAGGGUGAUGCAACAGCGCUAAAUAAAGUUCAGAAUGAAGAUUUGGAAGGAACCUUCAGGAAUCGAGGUGGACCUAAUAAGCAGAAAGGAAGUCACAUACAAAGAACAGAUAAAGGACAGAAAGCUUACGGCUGCACAGACUGUGGCAACAGCUUCUCACGAAAAUCAGAUCUUUCUCAAAACCAUUGUAGGACUUAUUCAGGAGAGAAUCCAUUAAUCCGCAUAGAGAGUAGAAAGGCCUCUUCUGGUAUAAGAAAGGGUAAUAUACACCUUCCAAAGCACAGUAUAAUAAGGGCAUAUAAAUGUUUUUGGUGUGGUAAAUUCUUCAGCUGCAGAUCAAAGUUCCUGGUGCACCAAAGAACUCAUACAAAGGAGAGACCUUUUGAAUGCUCAGAGUGUGGAAAGAGAUUCCUUCAGAGCUGCACUCUUCAGCAGCAUCAAAGAACUCACACAGGAGAGAGACCUUUUGAAUGCUCAGAGUCUGCAAAGAGGUUCAGUCAGAGUAGCCAUCUUCAGCAGCAUCAAAAAACUCACACAGGGGAGAGACCUUUUGAAUGCUCAGAGUCUGCAAAGAGGUUCAGUUGCAAUAGCACUCUUCAAAGGCAUCAAAGAACUCACACAGGGGAGAGACCUUUUGAAUGCUCAGAGUGUGGAAAGAGAUUCAGUCACAGUAGCCAUCUUAAAAGGCAUCAAAUCACUCACACAGGAGAGAGACCUUUUGAAUACUCAGAGUGUGGAAAGAGAUUCAGUUAUAAUAAGGAUCUUCAAUGUCGUCAAAGAACACACACAAAGGAGAGACCUUUUGAGUGCUCAGAGUGUGGAAAGAAAUUCAAGCAAAGUAACACUCUUCAAAACCAUCAAAGAACUCACACAAAGGAGAAACCUUUUGAGUGCUCAGAGUGUGGAAAGAGAUUCAGUCAACAUCGCUAUCUUCAACAGCACCAAAUAACUCACACAAAAGAGAGACCUUUUGAAUGCUCAGAGUGUGGAAAGAGAUUCAGUCACAGUAACCAUCUUCAAAGGCAUCAAAGAACUCACACAGGGGAGAGACCUUUUGAACGCUCAGAGUGUGGAAAGAGAUUCAAGCUAAGUUGCCAUCUUCAAAUACAUAAAAGAAUUCAUACAAAGGAGAGGCCUUUUGAAUGCUCAGAGUGUGGAAAGAGAUUUAGUCGAGUGGCAGUCUUCAACAGCAUCAAAGAACUCACACAGGGGAGAGACCUUUUGAAUGCUCCGAGUGUGGAAAGAGAUUCACUCACAAUAGCGCUCUUCAUAGGCAUCAAACAACUCACACAGGGGGGAGACCUUUUGAAUGCUCAGAGUGUGGAAAGAGAUUCAGUCAGCAUCGCUAUCUUCAACAGCAUCAAAGAACUCAUACAGGGGAGAGACCUUUUGAAUGCUCAGAGUGUGGAAAGAGAUUCAGUCACAAUAACCAUCUUAAAAGGCAUCAAAUCACUCACACAGGGGAGACACCUUUUGAACGCUCAUAGUGUGGAAAGAGAUUCAGUCAGCAUCGCUAUCUUCAAAAUCAUUGAAGAACUCACAAAGGAAAGGCCUUUUGAAUGCUCAGAGUGUGGAAAGAGAUUCAGUUAGAGUAGAACUCUGCAAAAGGAUCAAAGAACUCACACAAAAGAGAAACCUUUUUGAAUGCUCAGUGUGUGGAAAGAGAUUUUGUUGGAGUAGCACUUUUCAGUAGCAUCAAAGAACUCACACAAUAGAGAAACCUUUUGAAUGCUCAGAGUGUGGAAGGAGAUUCAGUCACAAUAGCACUCUUCAAUUGCAUCAAAGAACUCACACUAAGAAGAGACCUUUUGAAUGCUCAAGAUGGAAAGAGAUUCACUCAGAUUGGCUGUCUUCAAGACCAUCAAAGAACUCCCAGAAAGGAAAGGCCUUUUGAAAGCUCAGUGAGGAAAGAGAUUCUGUCAUAGGAGCACUCUUCAAAAGCAUCAAAGAACUCACACAGACACUUUUUGAAUGCUCAGAGUAUGAAAAGAGAUUCAGUCAGUGUGGCCAUCUUCAAGAGCAUCAAAGAACUCACACUGGGGAGAGACCUUUUUAGAGCUCAUUGUAAGGCUCCUGUCCACUCUCAGAUAAGGCAUCCCAGUUUGAUCCCCUUCUUUUCGUAAUAUUUUGGGGAGCACCCCCUGAUAGCAGAACUUGAUUUUUUAUGCUCUGUGGAAAAAAUUCACUCUGCUUGCCUAGUUGUCUUGUUCUUUUUGUGUUCUUUUCUGUUACAUUCCUCUGAUUCUUAAAUAAGUUCGUAUUUCUAUGUGCACAUCGCUGCAUUGAAGCUGUUUGUUCUUUUUCUGUAAUCUUUUGCUUCGUUUUUUAACUGUAGCAAGUAGCUUUCUCACUCAUCUAUCAAUGUUUUAAAUUUCAUUUGGCUACAUAAAUAGCCCUUCCACAGUUCAAGAGAUUAAUUGAUAACACCCCCUCUUCUUUCUACUUUUUCCCAGCCAUUCUGGGGAUUAUCAGUUAUUUAAUCAUCUUCCUACAGUUGUAUCAUAGCCCCAGCUUUGCUCAAAGACAAGAAUAAAACUUGUAAGAGUA